Molecule: messenger RNA, 3106 nt
Organism: Cercospora beticola
Lineage: Eukaryota; Fungi; Ascomycota; Dothideomycetes; Mycosphaerellales; Mycosphaerellaceae
Gene: CWH43
Product: Cwh43p
Biological process (GO): GPI anchor biosynthetic process; fungal-type cell wall organization
Cellular component (GO): endoplasmic reticulum
Source: RefSeq, a predicted model, not a curated record
GUUCAGGGUGAGCUGGCUUCUGGACUUUCUGACAUGUGAAGAAGAACACCACCACCACCACUCUCCUUUUCUCCUUCUGUUCCUUUCUUCCUCUUCUGCCCACUUUAAUGGGAGCAGCUUCGCCAUAAUGCCUCCCAAACACCGCGACGGCGAUGUCGUGGCCAUCAUUCCCGGCUCGUUCAUCACACACGCGCAUACCGCAGCUGCGUACGCCGCUUUCAUCAGCGCCUUCAUAGUCGGAGUCUACCUGCAUUACCACAAAAUUGUCGAGAACGAACACUUUGGGUACCCCAUCGAAUGGUUCCCCUCUGUGUCAGCAACCAUUGGAGAUCGCUAUCCCGAACGUUCCUUCUUCCAGGUCUUCAUCGCCAUUUGCUCUGGCCCGCGAUUCGCUCUGUGCUUCCUCUGGUGGUGUCUGGGCAAGAAGCCUAAUGGCAGCAAUAGACUUGUCAACUUCGUUGCAGGCGUGGGAGUUUUCAGGACUCUGACUUGUGGAGGCUGGACAUACGUGACUUCGACCGAUGAUCACGAUUGGCAUGACAUUUUCAUGAUCAGCUACUUGGUCGCCACUUUGCCAUGGACCAUUGGGUGCAUUGCGCUCAGUCCGCCUAAUCCGCAGGCCAUAAAGCUGCGAAAGUACCUAGGAGGCACCUUCUUUGCGACUCUUGGGCCCCUCGUCUACUUUUUCAUCCAGCAUAAGGUGCACCGCGUUCCUGGUGCAUACACCAUCUACGCUUUCUUCGAGUGGUCGCUUGUGCUCCUCGACGUGGCCUUCGACGCAGUCACUGCAUACGAUUUCAGCAGCUUCGAGAUUCAGAUCAAAGAUGUCAAGGGACUCAGCAAGGGAGGCAAUGUCGCAGAGAGGACGCUGGAGAAGCAAAAGAAUAAGCCCAUCGGCAGCGUCUUCGAUGCCAGCGCAUUUACCUGGGACGAGAUGCUUGAUGCAGCCGCUGAUGUCUACCUGGGCUACAUCUUCUGGACGAUCCUCACAUCGCUCGGUGUUGUGGUGUGGUACUUCCCACUUUGGCACAUGGGCAUCUCUGGCUACGAAGUCGCUGUUAUGUCUACUGUCUCGCCUGCGCUGCUCGGCAUUCCUCCACUCCGACGAUUGGUGACUCGCAACAUUUCACUCGUGAUGCUUACCUCAGGAGUUGGACUCCUCGCAUACCUCGUGGUGAACCCACCAAAGCGUCUCGGACUGGUCAGCUUCGGUGUCUGGCAGGGCACUCUUGCCUGGGUUGCACUUUGGUGGAGCAAGAGAAACCAGCCAGCGAUGCUCGAGGCGAAGAUUUCCGCCUGGCUUCUUGGUCUCGUUGCAAGCAGCAUCUCCAAAUUUGCAUUCUGGACGAACAACCCGCUAUGGCCAAUUAUGCACGAUGCCAAUGGAGGCCUCAAUAAGACUGGUAUUGUUUUGUUCCUCCUUGCCGUUGCACGUGCCUACCAAAAGCAGAAUAAGAACAUUGGUAGCGAGCGCAACUUGGACAAGCCAAAGGGACCUUCAAUUCUCGCUGCAAUGGGUGUCGCAGGUGCCACUUUCGGUCUUCACUCUUUGCUUUCCGACUCAAGUACUAUGAUCUUGUGGGUUUGGGAAGGCUUCCCUGUUCGCGGCCCUCUCGCCUCGCCCCACGGAGCAUGGACUAUCGGUGCCAUGGGCCUAGGGCUGCUCAUUGGACUCUGGUACCCAAACUUGUCCCGCGGCUGGGCAGCCUACGGCAUUGGUUCUGUCGGCGCUGCACUACUUACACUCAAGUCGCAUUGGACGGGUUAUUAUGGCGGCCUCACUCUGGCAGUCUAUCUCAUGGCCGUCACUCCUUCGUUGAUCACGAAUGCCGUGCGCUUUGCACCAGGACGAACAUUCUUCUUCGGCUUCUUUUUGUACAACUUCCUGGUUCUCUUCCACGUCUGGGUUGUAGCCUAUGCUUUCGUACCCGGUGGCCCUGCCGUUCGCGAGCAUACCGAUUGGGUCAUGCUCACCACGAUGCUUUUUAUCGGUGGCGGUGUCUUCUCUUCAAUUCACAACAGCAGUCCUGCGAAGCAGAGGUCCUUCCAGCCGCCACCAAAUCCUGCUGCGAAGAGGCAAAGGAGCUACUUCAUCUACGCGCUGCUCGGCCUACAACUCAUCAGUGUGAGUGUCGCCUACCUUCGCUUCCCUACAUACAACUACCAGCCAUACCACAAGGAUAGCAAGCUCAUCACUGCCGGCAUUUGGACUAUUCACUUCAGUAUUGACAACGACAUGUGGAGUUCUGAGCGUCGCAUGGAGGCUCUCAUUCGCGAGACGGAGCUCGAUGUGGUCGGUCUGCUGGAGUCGGAUCUCCAGCGCAUCAUCAUGGGCAACCGCGACACCACUCAAUACCUCGCAGAGGAGCUCGGCAUGUACGUCGACUACGGUCCAGGUCCAAACAAGCACACCUGGGGCAGUGCGCUUCUUUCCAAAUUUCCCAUCGUCAAUUCGACACAUCAUCUGCUGCCAUCGCCAGUUGGUGAGUUGGCUCCGGCGAUUCAUGCAACUAUUGAUGCUUAUGGCGAGCUGGUCGACGUCUUCGUCUUCCACUCUGGACAAGAAGAGGACCCAGAAGAUCGACGUCUGCAGACCGAAUAUCUCAGCAAGCUCAUGGGCAGCACAAACAGACCUAGCAUUCUGCUUUCCUACCUGGUCACGAAGCCCAAGGAAGGCAAUUACAAUGGCUAUGUCUCGGAGACCUCUGGCAUGAGAGACAUCGAUCCAUCCGACUGGGAUCGCUGGUGCGAAUACAUCUUAUACAAGGGCCUCAGGCGUACUGGAUACGCCCGUGUCUCAAGAUCUACCAUCACAGAUACGGAAUUGCAGGUCGGAAAGUUCGUCGUAGGCCAACCUGAGGGUACUGAUGAUCUCAUUCCUGAGGAUCAGGUGCCUGAGCCGUUGCGCUUCCCACAAAUGUUCAGAGGCAAUGGCGUGAGAGAUCACAGAUAUCAUGUGUUUAACGAACCCAGAUACUAUGCUUAAAGGCUGCGAAAGUACUGAUGAUCGAAGAGUGAAAAGAAAGCGGAAUGUACAAAAGGAAAGGAUGUAUUGGUAUCGAUUGAUUGAGUAGUGUAUGAUCGAAAUAUGAAUUGUUCGUCAAAG